AUCGAUAAAUUCCCAGCGUGUUGUUGCAGCGUCAUUCUAUUUGAAUGAAGUUCAGACUGUACUCAACCAGCAGCCAAGUCGUUCGCGCCCCCAGCGGACUGAAAACAGGACAAAAAGAACACUUCGGCACCUAACAGCUUGCCAAGCAUGCCUGUGUUUUCAGUCAAUGUUAAAUGGGGCAAAGAGAAGUUUGAUGCCGUGGAGCUCAACACUGAAGAGCCACCCAUGGUGUUCAAGGCUCAGCUCUUUGCCCUGACAGGAGUGCAGCCGGACAGACAGAAGGUGAUGGUGAAGGGAGGCACUCUCAAGGACGACGAGUGGGGUAACAUAAAACUGAAAAAUGGGAUGACUUUGUUGAUGAUGGGAUCAGCAGAGGCUCUGCCUGAGGAGCCUGCCGUCAGACCCAUGUUUGUCGAAGACAUGACUGACGAACAGCUGGCCUCAGCUAUGGAUGUUCCUUGCGGGCUGACCAAUCUUGGAAAUACCUGCUACAUGAACGCUACCGUGCAGUGUCUGCGCUCUGUGCCUGAGCUCAAAACUGCACUCAGAAAGUAUUCGGGUGCGCUGCGCUCUUCAGGGCCCAACUUGUCUUCACAGUACAUCACUGCUGCUCUGCGUGACUUGUACGAGACUAUGGACAAAACCUCGUCCAGCUUGCCUCCCAUCAUCCUUCUGCAGUUUCUCCACAUGGCCUUCCCGCAGUUCGCAGAGAAAGGAGAUCAGGGUCAAUAUCUCCAGCAGGAUGCAAAUGAAUGUUGGCUGCAAAUGAUGAGAGUUCUUCAGCAGAAGCUGGAGCCACUAGAGCCCGAGACUCCCAUGGAGACUGACUCUGAAAGCGGUGCCGCUUCUGCCUCCACAAAGAAAAAUUUUAUUGAUCAGUAUUUUGGUGUCGAGUUUGAGACAACCAUGAAAUGCACAGAGUCUGAUGAAGAGGAGCCAAUCAAGGGCAAAGAAAGUCAGCUUCAGCUCAGCUGCUUCAUCAAUCAGGAAGUCAAGUAUCUGGCCACGGGUUUGAGGCUGAGGCUUCAGGAAGAAAUCACCAAGAUGUCGACCACCUUGGACAGAAAUGCUCUUUACAUUAAAUCUUCAAAGCUGAGUCGUCUUCCUGCCUAUCUGACAGUACAGAUGGUUCGCUUCUACUACAAGGAAAAAGAGUCCGUAAACGCCAAAGUGCUCAAGGACGUGAAGUUCCCUCUGAUGCUGGAUGUGUAUGAGCUGUGUACAGCCGAGGUGCAGGAGAGCAUGCUACCUGCCAGGUCAAAGUUCAAAGAGAUGGAGGACAAGAAGCUGGAGAAGCAGCAGCAAAAGCCCAAACAAGUGACUAAGAAGGAAGGCACAACCAAGGAGGUGAAAUUUGAGCCUUUCUCGUUCCCUGACGACAUAGGCUCCAACAACAGCGGUUAUUACGACCUACAGGCGGUACUGACGCAUCAAGGCCGCUCCAGCUCGUCCGGUCACUACGUGGGCUGGGUCAAGAGGAAAGAAGACGAGUGGGUGAAGUUUGAUGACGACAAGGUGAGCGUGGUGUCGCCGGAGGACAUCCUGCGGUUGUCGGGCGGCGGCGACUGGCACAUCGCAUACGUUCUACUCUAUGGCCCGCGGAGGCUGGAGAUACUGGAAGAUGAUGAACAGUAGCCCCCACACCUCCGUGGGACGGAGGACGCCUUCCUCCAGUUUGCCAUUUCCCAAAAAACGCACUGUUUGCAUAAGCCGUGCAAUAAAACUGGUGUCUUAUUGGAUCACGUCAAAUAUUUGUUUUCCUGUAAGGUGUUUAAAUUUAAACCAUCGUGAGCUUAAGAAAAAGGACUGUGUCCGAUUAUGACGCUGCUAAUGUUUUAUAUGCGUCAUGUUUUUAAGUUGCUUAUGAGCAGCUGUUUUCACUUGCUUGGUUUGCGUUUGUUCCUCUGUUCCACAGCAGGGUGGACAACCUAUACUAAUAUAGCACAGUGUACAUUGAAUCGCCAUGUUAGCUGCUCAGUUAAUUUUGGGGAAAACUUUUCUCCAUGGCUGAAAAACUAUUUGCUUGUUAUGCUCAGGUCAAUUGAGUGGCGUUUCAAGUAAUGGGGAACCACCAUAUUGUGAUAAUGGAAAUUAAGCCCUUACUGAUUUGUCCUGUUCAUAGUGGAGUAAAUUUGUUUUAAAAUGACCUUAUUGGAUUUGUGCCCACUUUAGCUAAGGUCACGCAUGCACCAAAAGAUGUCUUCAAUGCAUAUUUUUAGAAAGUGAGAGGAAGUGUGUACAGACCACGCAGGAAAGCCAGAUAAUGAACAGUGAAUCUCAAAAUUGCAGUGCUGAAUCAUUUCUGCCUGAUCUCCUAGUUCAAAGGGACAGGACAUCUAUCGCUGUCAAUAGAAUAUUAGUGUCUGAUGCCAAAUGGUCCCGACCAGUAGCAUAAAGGUUGUCCACAGCUGCUCUAGAACAUCUGCCAAAUGUCUUUCCUUUGGACCGUUAAGAGCGAUCAGUUGAGCCGUGUUGGUUUCAAGUCUUAAUGUGUACUAAAACUAAAAAUGCAUCCGUUUUGUUUCUGUGAGCACAUUUUGUGCUUCAUAUCCACUCCUGUUCUAAGUUAUUGGCUGAUGGCUUUUCAUAAGUGCUGCAAAUAAAAAAAGUGAAUGCCA
Molecule: messenger RNA, 2618 nt
Organism: Corythoichthys intestinalis (scribbled pipefish)
Lineage: Eukaryota; Metazoa; Chordata; Actinopteri; Syngnathiformes; Syngnathidae
Gene: usp14
Product: ubiquitin specific peptidase 14 (tRNA-guanine transglycosylase)
Exons: 16
Coding region: 148-1635 (495 amino acids)
Biological process (GO): proteasome-mediated ubiquitin-dependent protein catabolic process; protein deubiquitination; regulation of proteasomal protein catabolic process
Molecular function (GO): protein binding; proteasome binding; cysteine-type deubiquitinase activity
Source: RefSeq, a predicted model, not a curated record